CAUCCACAUAUAGAGGAGCCCUGCAUCUGAGAGCCAGCGCUGCUGUGAGAUGCCCAGCCUUGCCCACACUCACACGCAUGGGGAUUUUGUUUGGAGGAGCUCCAUGUAAGUCUGUGUGGACUCUCUCUGAAGGGUCUAGGAGCUUUUUUUUCCUUGCAUUUUGAUCUUCGUCAAGACUUGGGUGAGUGAGUGUGAGAGUCUGAGUGCGGGGGGUGGACACUGGGUUGGAAGAUGCUCUCAGGCUCUGCCUGUGGUGCUCCAGUGCCCAGCCUGGUGUAGUCCAUUCAGAUGAGGAAGGCAACUUCUCAUGAACUGGAAUUAAGUUUUGCACAGACCCAGGGAACUCUGGGGUCUCUGGCUGCCCGGGUGAAGGGUCUGAAGGCUGGGUACCCUCAGCCACAGCUGCACUCUCACUGGCCCCUAGAGCCCCAGGAAUCAGAAGUUCUGCAAUCAGCUUGAUGACUCUACCAUGGCCAGCAUUUCUCAUCUGGGAGUAGAGUCGGAUCCUCAGGAUUUUAGCCAGGCUUCGUCCAAGCUCACACGGUUGCACUGGAUUCACCCAAACAGGUGUACAACACAAUCAGCAGGAACACAGUUCCUCUGAGUGUCCUGUUGGUAUGAUCCAUGAUGAGCUCCAACGAGGAAGAAACGUUGCGGUUUUUCCAGUUUGUUGAGGACAGUAGUCUGAGGGCAUACAACAGCCUGGUAACCCAGAACCUCGACCACGUGUGGAAUGAGAAAAGCCGGACCAGUGUUCAGGAGAAGAACGAAAAGAAGAGAAAGCAGGAGGAAGCCAUUAAAAGGACAAGUGAGGAGGUAUCAGCAGAGGGCAAGCACCUGCGCAUGGGCUCCGUGAGCAUGCUGGCCCUGCCUGAGCGCAUCCCAUCCCAGCAGGCCCAGUUGUCAUGCGGCUGCCCCCGUGCUGUGCGCUCCCAGUCCCUGCACUCCAUGGGGGGAGGGGAGGAUGAAGGCAGUCCGACCUUCCGCAAGCAACCUCCACCAAAGCCCCGCCGUGACCCCAACACCAAGCUGAGCAUCUCCUCCGAGGCUGUGGACUUCAGCACCACCUCCUGCAAAGGCGGAGACUCUGACCGGUGCGAUGCAAUGCUAGGCUGCAGUGAAGACUGCAAGAGGGUCCCGCCCCCAAAGCCCAAGAGGAAUCCCAGUACACAGCUGAGUACGUCAUUUGAUGAGACCUAUGUCCAUAACUCCACUUCGAAAGGCUCGCCCACUACAGUCCACUCUAGAGAAGCCAAGGCCCCUUCUCCUUCUUCCCCCACCCAGCUCCAGAGCCUGCAGCAGGUGUCAGAUGUGGAGGAGCCUGUCUAUAUUGAGAUGUCGGGUAGUGGACGGCGGGAGCCACCCCCUCUCAUAGAGGAUGAGGAGCCUGGAGAGGCAGUCUAUGAGGAGAUGAAAUACCCCAUCUUGGAUGACUUUGAUUCACGUUGGGAUCUUUCAAGUUGCCGUUCACAGACUGCAACACCCUGUCUGUCUGACACGGACAUCCACAGCUCCCUGAGUCACUGCUCCACCCCUCGUUGCAUGCCCAUGUGUGACAUCCCUGCCCCUUUCCCCAACCUUCUAACCCACCGGCCACCUUUACUGAUCUUUCCGCCUGCCCCUGCACAGUGCUCACCUAACUCGGAUGAAUCCCCGCUCACCCCUCUGGAUGUGGCCAAGCUGCCCAUGUUGGAGAAUGCCCCCUAUGGCAAGUCACCCACCUCCUCCUCCCAGGAGCCCCUUAGCUCUGCCUCAACCUCCCACCUAAGGCGGGCUGAAAGAGAGCUGACAUCCACACCUACCAUCACAGCGUCAGGCCGCUCCUCAGCGCCACCACUGCCCUGUGCGCUCUACAGGAGCUCGGGCUCGUCACAUGGCUACCAGCGGAGCCAUUCAGCGUGCCCCUCCCCCGUCAGCAUGGGCCGCUGCCUCACGCCACUCAGCCUAAUGCGUGCCCCACCCUUUGAUGGGCCAUUCCCAGGAGCCAGCCUGCCACGCAGCGCCUCCGCUACGUCUCAUGCCAAGGGCUCUCCACCCCAAGAGGGUGGCCCAUCCGGGCGCCUUUAUGGCUCGGCACAGAACGCGCCAGCGGGCCGCUCCCGCACGCCCACCAGCCCCCUGGACGAACUCACCAACCUGUUCACCACUGGCAGGAACAUGCUGAAGAAGAACUCCAGCAGUAGGAAGAGCAAGGAUGCAGGGGAAAGUGAGUCCAAGGGGAGGGGCCACAGCUCGGAGUCCAAGCGAGAGCACAAGGAGAGAAGUCAUCAUGGCAAGGAGUCCAAGAGAGACAAGGAGCGCAGCAGCAAUGGGAAAUCGUUGCAUCGGCGUGAGAGCAAAGACCGAGAGAUCAAUGGCACCGAGGCAUUACUGAGACGCGAUAGCAAAGAAAGAGGCUGUGGCAGCACAGAGCCAUUGUCUAGGCGCGACAGCUACGGAGCACCAGAACUACUCUCCAAGCAGAACGGCAAGGACCGGGGCUCUAGCACUACCGGGCCUGCAUCACGACAUGACAGCAAGGAUAGGGUCUGCAAUGGUGUGGAACCUUUGUCCAGGCGCAACAGUAGGGACAGAAGCUGUAACGGCUCUGACCUCCUGCCCAGACAAGAUGGAAAAGACCCUUCCAGGAAUGGACUGGAACGGCACGACAGCAGAGAUCGAAGCAGUCAUGCUCCAGAACCAUUAACCAGGCAUGAUAGUACCAAAGACCCAGGCAAGACUGGCUUGGAGUGCCGACACAACAGUAAGGAAGGUGGAAGGAAUGGUUUGGACUCUCGUCAGGCUGGCAACUAUGACACAGCAGACUGCGGUAGGGACUGCAAGGAACGCAGCAGUAAUGGGGCGGAUGUGGUGAACCGAAGAGACUGCAAGGACAAGGGGGCAUAUAUGACAGAAGCUUUGACCUGGCACGAAAGCAAAGACAAAAACACCUACAGCUCAGAGUCACCCAUAGCACAUGAACGAGAGACAAGGCCUGGACUGCUUCCUAGCAUAUCCAACUGGUCCGGACGAUCCCCUGUCAGUCCAACUCUGACAACGGGGAACCAUGAACUGAAGACAGUUACAAAAGUGGGCCGGUCCCCAUCCACACCAAUCGAACCAUCUCCAUUAGGGACACCUCAAAGGCAACACCAAGAGGCACAAGAGAUGCCACUCAUGCCAUGGGUAUGCGGUGACAGCACCAUGCUAGAGAUGAUUGAAAGAAAACAGCGCCUCUGUCGCGAGAUCAGGUCCCGUCAGCGGCUGCUUGAACGGAGCCCCUGCAAGACUGACACCCUGCUGGUCUUGCCUGGCUGGAAGAAGGCCAACGGGGCAAAGAAGAAUGGGCCACCCCCGUACCCCACACAGGCCACUAUCUUCUGGGACACAGCAAUCUGAUUGGUCACUGAGCACUUCAAGACUUAGCCUUGCUCCAUCCAUUAUCACUGAGAUGGGUGGAGUAGACAAUUAUAGAGCUCUGAAAGAGCAAGCAAGGGGAUUAUCAUAGCAAUAUUUCUGAGGGUGCCGAUUGUCAGGUUUUCGUAUCAAUGUUUAUAUCUAAUAUUUUUGUAUUGUGAUUCCUUGAAAAUGACCUAGCAUUAACAGAUAUUUUCUAAACAAAGUGGAAUAUCUUUGCAAAGAAUAUGUAGUUAGCACAGUACAAAAUUUGUUCUUUUCUACUUUUCUUUUUUUACAUCGCAAUACAAAAUGGAAUCCUGUUGGAUCAUUAACUUUCACAUGCCUUUAUCUUUCAGACCUCACAAAAUUAUGUUUCCAUGGUACUCUGCCAUACUGAAUGAAGUGUAUUUUCACAUGGGAUGUGAAACUGGAUUAGGGCUAGCUUUCUUCUCGCGGCUUUGCCACACCUUUGAUUUACUGGAAUGUGCAAUUUAUGUGUUCUCAAAUAGAUCAGUUAUUCUCAGCAGUCAAUCAGAAAAUAUUCAGUUUUUUUAUUGUUUGAGCUCUUUGAUUAUUUAAAGAUGCAAUCACCACACAAGGAGAGGGUGCCCAAGAGAGUUGAUGUAAGCAUAAUGGAGGAUGAACAAGAGUGAUAAAGAUGGGGCCCCCGUGGUAGGUGGUGCUAUAAUCUCAAGGGCCUCCUCCUCCAUCAUGGGUCUGUGGCAAUAGCAGGUAGCUGGCAGUGGGAAUCCUCCAACAUGCACAGAGGUUGCCCAGAGAUUAAAGACAAUCUGGUAUGUUAAAGCAUUUUUUGCAUCUAAACAUUAUUAAAACUUGUGUACAUGCUUGUUAAAUGAAAAGGUUUCUGAAGUACUUUUUUUUUUGCCACAUUUGGAUAACUUUGUUAUUAUUUGUGAGUAUGUUGCUAAAUGUGUCAUUUGAUUUGUGAUGGACACAAUCAACCCUGUUUGGGUGUUUAAAACCAAUGACCAAU
Molecule: messenger RNA, 4372 nt
Organism: Electrophorus electricus (electric eel)
Lineage: Eukaryota; Metazoa; Chordata; Actinopteri; Gymnotiformes; Gymnotidae
Gene: nyap2b
Product: neuronal tyrosine-phosphorylated phosphoinositide-3-kinase adaptor 2b
Biological process (GO): phosphatidylinositol 3-kinase/protein kinase B signal transduction; neuron projection morphogenesis
Source: RefSeq, a predicted model, not a curated record